This is a messenger RNA of Exophiala xenobiotica, 1394 nucleotides long. RefSeq lists its product as uncharacterized. The transcript is spliced from 6 exons. Lineage: Eukaryota; Fungi; Ascomycota; Eurotiomycetes; Chaetothyriales; Herpotrichiellaceae. Gene Ontology annotation, molecular function: hydrolase activity. Bases 231 to 1247 code for a protein of 338 amino acids. The record is from RefSeq and is a predicted model, not a curated record.
CAGCUUCAGCGUGCCCGGACCAUCUAUCCCCCCCAGUGGCUCCCACACGAAGAACGACUCAUCAGUCAUCACAACCCUCAACUGUUGACGUUGAAAAGCCAACACGACCACUGUGACCAGAAGGACUGUGAAAGUUCAAGUACCAGUACUUCGUCUCGCAACCCAACCACCAAUCGAACUACUAGUAAGUACCACACCGCCGGGUGCCGAUAUAUCUUUAUCAGGCGAAGAUGGUACAACUCCCCUCACUCCCCGUGCCGGCCUCCGCCAAACCUCCCACCGCGGCGGCUCUCGAUGCAGACCCCGAAUUCGCCCCGCUCAUGCCGGACAGCUACACGGCCUUCGAAACACUAUGGUCCCUUGAGUUGGACGACUUCAAAGCCGCAUGGGUCAGCGCGCCCGUCACGCUGCGCCCAGAGGUGCCGACUCUCGACGAGAUCGACGUCCGCAUAGAACGUGCGCCUGUCAGCGAUGGCACCGAGCUCGAGAUCCAGAUAUACGCGCCCAAAGACGCGGGCGAGAAGGCCUUGCCGCUCAUGUUCGUCAUGCAUGGAGGUGGCUGGGUUAUCGGGAAUCAUAGUAUUGAGGAGAGUAUGACGAGGAGCGUCUGUGUGAAGAACCAGGUCAGGGUGAUCUCUGUCCUCUAUCGGAUGGCGCCGGAGUUCAAAUUCCCCUACGCGGUGAAUGAUUCGUGGGACGUUCUUGUUUGGUGUCAAAAGAACGCCAACAGGCUGAAGAUCGAUCCGAACCGAAUCAUUGUCGCUGGAGGUUCGGCCGGUGGCAAUCUGGCCGCCGUCAUGGCCCAGCGUGCCAGAGAUGAAGGGCUCCAGGGCGUCAUAGGACAGGUUCUGAAUAUCCCCGUGACGUGCCAUCCUGAGCUGUUUCCGAAGGACAAAUACAAAUACACGAGUUUCCAAGAGAAUUUCAAUGCUCCGAUCAUUGAUGUUCCCAAGAUGACGUGGUUCUGGAAUCAAUACCUCCCAGAUGUGACGGUCGAUGCCAGGCAUAGUCCACUACUUGCGAAGAGUCUGGAAGGACUGCCGCCGGCGUUGGUGCAGGUUGCUGGGAUGGAUCCACUUCGUGACGAAGGCCUGGCAUAUGCUGAAGCGAUGAAGAACGCCGGUGUCAAUGUGACUCUCAAGACGUAUCCUGGGGUUCCACAUGGAUUUGGCUUCUAUCCGCAGCUGUCCAAAACUGCGGCAUAUGAGGACGGUAUUGUUGGCUGGGUGGCCAGUCGACUAUCCUGAUCGUGUAGAGCAGCAAGCAAUAGCAUACUGGCUGGUGCCUCGAAGAUUUAUAUUAUGCUCGAGUGCCUUCUUUCAGGGAGGACAGUGCACCACUCGGCGUACUGUUCUCUCUAUCAAUUUCAAGAGCCUGGCUCAUUAUCCAUUCCG